Messenger RNA from Corythoichthys intestinalis (scribbled pipefish), 1460 nucleotides. It is a transcript of the gene rpp38, whose product is annotated as ribonuclease P/MRP 38 subunit. Gene Ontology annotation, biological process: tRNA 5'-leader removal. Gene Ontology annotation, molecular function: ribonuclease P activity; ribonuclease P RNA binding. The transcript has 2 exons. Gene Ontology annotation, cellular component: ribonuclease MRP complex; nucleolar ribonuclease P complex; fibrillar center. Bases 150 to 968 code for a protein of 272 amino acids. NCBI's taxonomy places the organism in Eukaryota, Metazoa, Chordata, Actinopteri, Syngnathiformes, Syngnathidae. The record is from RefSeq and is a predicted model, not a curated record.
UUUAAAUAAAGUUUAAGUAGUUUAAUUUAAACAAGAUGGCGGCGCCCCACGAACAACGCGUAUUUUGAAAAGAGAACGCAUAUCAUUGGAAUAAAUUGGAAACUUUAAAGAAGAACUGUACACAUAUUUGGUAACCGUAAGUGGACCUAAUGGGUACCCCAGUGAAGAGUGCUAGUAAAAAGGAUGGCAAAAAGCCCAUUCGAGUCAAAACGUUGUUCACGUCCCCUUUUCCGCAAAAGUGGAGCCCGCUUCCUCAAAAAGACAUGCAUUUCAUCCUAACAACCUUAAAAGAAAAACUAAUUUCCGUAGGGCUUGAGAAGAAGGAGGUAAAGGUGUUCCGACCUUGGAGGAAAAAAAGAAAUCCAGCACCCCCGUCUGCUUCGGUUUCUGACGCCAAUAAGGUGGAAGAUUCGCCCAAAGGAGGAUGGACAGAUCUGGCUGCGAGGCGACAACUCGCACUGGGCAUCAACGAGGUUACCAAAGCGCUUGAGAGGAACCAACUCCAACUAGUGCUGGUGUGCAAGUCAGUCAAGCCCAAGCACAUGACCAACCACCUGAUAGGUCUAAGUGCGAGCAGAGGCGUCCCUGCCUGCCAGGUUCCCCGGCUGAGCGAGAGCGUGGCUGAGCCGCUGGGCCUAAAGAGCGUCCUGGCUCUGGGUUUCAGGCGUGGCGGUCUCCAAGCCAAAGACGAGGUGUUCACUGACAUUGUGGAAGCCAUCAUACCAAAGGUACCCUCACUUGACGUCGCUUGGCUGCAAGAUGUGGCACCCAGUGUCGGAUUGCAAGGCAAUAUUACUGCAAAAGAGGAGGAGGUGGAAAAGAGGACAGGCCUAAAAAGGAAAAUGGAGCCUGAGGUUGAACUCCAAGAGUCUUCUUCAAUUUCUACGCUGCAGCCCCUCAUUGUGAAAAAAAUCGUAUCGAACCCAGCUAAGAAAAAAAGAAAGCGGAAGCAGAAGCAAGCCAAGUGAAAAUUCAUUCCUACUUUAUUUUUUUAUUUUUUUGUCCAACCAGUGAACGAUUCGUCUUUCACAGAGGAUGUCACUUAAAGCAUUUUUCUAUUCUGAAAGUCCAUAACCAACCAUGCAAAAUGCUGAAGACGCUAAAGUGUGUUUUGUGGUUUUUAAUACACAUACACACAAUAUUUUUCUUUGCUAUGAUUUGGGACAUUUAGAAGUGAAAAUGUAUGAAUAAAUGCUCACUGUGCCAAAUACCUACUUGUUUUCAAGUAAAUUCAUUACCACUAUAAAAUUUAAAAAAUCGUCCGAAUAGCAUUAUGCAUUAGGGAUGUCCAGAUCACAUAUUUUUGCAUGCGAAUCAGUCACCUGAUUUUCAGGAUCUGCAUACUACCGAGACCUGAUCCGAUAUCUCAGAAUGUAUUAAACACACAUCCAGAUGCCACCCCCCCAAAUUGAACAAAGUUUAGUAUGUACAUUGAACGUAUUACUACUUAUAGUACAUUU